Poecilia reticulata (guppy) is the source of this 4600-nucleotide messenger RNA. NCBI's taxonomy places the organism in Eukaryota, Metazoa, Chordata, Actinopteri, Cyprinodontiformes, Poeciliidae. The record is from RefSeq and is a predicted model, not a curated record.
GGACCGGAGUCGGGUUGAAACGGACCGGAGUCGGGUUGAAACGGACCGGAGUCGGGCUAAAGCGGACCGGAGUUGGGCUAAAGCGGACCGGAGUCGGGUUGAAACGGACCGGAGUCGGGUUGAAACGGACCGGAGUCGGGUUGAAACGGACCGGAGUCGGGUUGAAACGGACCGGAGUCGGGCUAAAGCGGACCGUAGUCUGCUUUCAGGCCUUUUGAAGAUCAGUGAUCCACCAGAAAACUGCAGUCGGUGGAAUGAAGCUCAGUUCUUUCUGACUUCAAAGUUUUCUGCAAAGAUUAAAUAUAGAUUAAGAUUAAAUGUAUAAUAAUUUAAAGUAUUUCGUGACCCAGUAAAUCGGCUCCGAUUUCUCUAAUUACGUUUCCAACUCAGCAACUUUCCUGCUGUACUUAGCAACAUUUAGCAAUAAAUCAAUCAGUAUUGGCCAAAAUCAAAAUUGGUGAUCAAUAGUCGGCCAGAAACCUCAUUGGUUGCUCCAACGAUAUGAAAUAAUGUGAUGCUGUUAUUGGAUCCACUGGGUUUAGUCAUGUUUGGACAACGUGAUGCUGAUUCACAGACAGAACAUCAGGGCGAGGUUCUGAGGCCGGGUUCGGUGGGGCCGGCCCGUUUCUUCCUCCAAGCAUCGGCACUAGAAAGCCUCACCCGGAGGAAAACAUGGUGGAAGGACGACCACUUUCCACACAGAAAACUCCCGUGUUGCGAAAACUGAGAAAGUUUUCUGUGAGUCUGCAGAAGCAGGUCAGGGAAAAACCCCGAGCCGCUCGGGCUUCUCCUCUCUGAGGCUCCAUUUCAUCUUCCUUUGUCUGAUUCAGUUUGUUUCCAUCAGUUCAACAUCGUUUAGCUGCUAUUGGUCAUUAUAGCAGCUUUAGUGGGUUUUUAGGGGCAGAAUUCAAAAAGGUCAAAGUGUUGGGAUCAUGUUUACAUCAUUUGGUCAUAAAUUAUUGUUGAGCCGACCGCGGAGCGUAGACUGCUUUAAAAAUCAGUCCCAUCAUUUUGAAAGGCUAAUGAAUGAUUCAUAAACAUGAAAAUAAAGGACAUUAUGUCUGUAUUUCAGUAGGUUUUAGUUUUGUGAACAUUCGUUACGGGUCCAGUUAGUUUGUCCUCAUUAUUACCGUUUUAUUUACCGAAGAUGUUUUCCUCAGCCUCGUUUAACGGUAAUAACCUGGGUGUCAUUCCUGCGAGCGUUCGGCUCGGCUUGGCAGCGAACCAGAACCUUUACCCAUCUGAAGUGACCCGGAGCGGCCCACUCAGAGGUCAGACUGUCCUCCCACGCAGCCGCAGCGGUGAGCUCAGCGCUGCGUUACGACUCCGCUCCAGGUUUUCCCCUCGGUUCGUUGCUCAGUGAAAGCUUUGAGCCGUUGAUGUUGACAAGAGGAAGUGUUGAGCGAACUGGUUGGGACACCUGCCCGCCUGCCUUUGAGCAACUCGACGCCAGACGCACUCGACACAACUUCCCCUCGCCAUUCCAGCGAAUAGAAGAAAGGCAGCCGGGUUUUCAGAACCUCCUCUUCCUCCCGUAUCAAACCGCAGCGCUUAAUGACAGAGCGCGUUUGGAGAAGCAUGAAAGCGCUGCGGGUUCUCCUUUUCUUCGCAGCGUGUGCAUGACCGGCCGUCUUGUGAGCGGAUGGGAAAUGUCAGGCCAGAAACGAGCCAAAAACAGCACAAUGCCUGCAUCACAUGAGGAGCCAUAAAGUUUUAAUUCAGCUUUUUUUUAUUCUUCCUCCACAGAGUCUGAAUCUGUUUGAGGAGCCGAAGACAAUCGGAUCAUGACGACAGAGAGGAGCAACAAAGCCCUGAAGGUGAAGCAGGAGUGCGGGGAGAACGUUCCCUUCCUGUCGGACAGCGAGCUGAUGUCGCUCUCCGUGCGGGAGCUGAACCUCCACCUGCGGGGCCUCUCCCGCGAGGAGAUCCAGAAGCUGAAGCAGCGCCGGCGGACGCUGAAGAACCGCGGCUACGCGGCCAGCUGCCGCGUCAAGCGCGUCUCCCAGCGGGAGGCGCUGGAGCAGCAGAAGAUGGAGCUGCAGAGGGAGGUGGAGCGGCUCGGCGCCGAGAACGCCGGCAUGCGGAAGGAGCUGGAGGGGCUGGGCGCGCGGCUGGCCGCCCUGCAGCGGUUCGCCCGCGGCCUGGAGGCCGGCGGCGGCACGCUGCUGGCCACGGCGCCGCGCCUCAACACCGCCUCCGUCAUCACCAUCGUCAAGAGUCCGCAGCAGCCGCAGCAACAGAGAGAGCAGGAGCCGUCCUAGGGGAACCGGAACCGGAACCAGAACCAGAACCAGGGGGACGGGAGGGGGGCGGGGUCAGGUGGUCUGCAAUGCAAACACACACAGAGGCGUGGAAAUUCAGAACAAACACAGGAUGCACAGACUGGAUCAGUAGGAAAAUACUAAACAUGCUGUCUGCACCUUUUUCACGUUAAGCGGAAGUGAUUUACCUCAGUGCAGUAAAGUGUGCGUCGUUGCCUAGCAACAGCAGCUUAGCUUUUCUACCCAGGAGCAGAAAGUCACCUGUCCUCUCUCCACACACACAGACUCACCUGCUCCACCUGAACCGGACCGACCCAGAGUUACUGUACCGCAUUACUGCAGACAGGAAGUGGGCGGUUCCUCAGCGCAAACUCUGAUUGGCUCGUUCCAGCAGCGGAAACUGUUGAUCCAAUACCAAGUAGAUAAAAGGCCAAGAUACCGAUACUUUUUAUUACCAUCAAACUUCUGACCUUCAGCUGUUUUUGUGGGUUUUUUAUGUCAUUAAAGGUCAAGACAGAAUUUGGACAAAAUUUUAAUUUGUCUACAAAAACUUUAAUAUAUUAUUAAGAACAGAAACAGUAGAAAACAAAAUAACUUUGUGCUUUUUCUCCAAAACAAAGUGCAAAAUAUUAUAAUUUGAAAAUAAAUCAAAACAAAAUUUUGAGUUAGAUUUGAGAAACUACAAAACGUUUCAAGAGGGAAUUUGAAACUAAAGUAUGAAUAUUAUUGAUAUUUUGGAUCGAUCUGCUCACCUCUGACACAAAUCAUCCAUCUGACUGCUUUACCGGUUUAAAUAAUUAAUUUUUUAUUUCUGUUUCACAUUAUUUCAGAAAUCAAAACGGAUUUUGUUUGUGUCACAGCAGCCUGUCGACAUUUAGGCCUCCCUACUUAAAAAGCACUGCCCAUAUUUAUUUAGAUAUCUUGAAGCUCUUAUUUUGAAAUUAAACCGGAACACUUAAGUCCAAUCACAGAGAAGUAAGCUAGCGAUAGCUUAGCUAAAGUUAAAAAGAACGUGAAAUGACAUUUUGAUUUCUUCCGAUCAGGUGUGUUUUUUUGGAAACGCCUACUUCCUGUCUGGAGUUCUGGGUUCUGUCAUAUUCUGAUCCCUCCGUCCAGAUUAGCAUGGAUAUUAGCCUAGCAUAGCAGUGGCUGCUAGCUGCCCGGGUCUCAAAGGUUAAAGACGUCACUGGGUCUCCUUCCCCCGCUGCUCUCCUCCAUCAUGGCCGUCAUCAACGCAGUGCCUUCGGUUCACGCAGAACCCAAACAAAGAAAAGCAGAAGCUAACCACUCCUCCUUUCCUGUUUCAGAGCCGCGGCACUUUCUGAAUGACUGCUGUGGAUUUUCUAGGUUUUCAGGCCUAUAACACACACACACACACACACACACACACACACACACACACACACACACACACACACACACACCAGUCAUUUCAUAAAGCGCAGUAACUUGGGUUCAGUCGGCUUCAGUUUCUUUCUCCAGGCUUCAGACCCGCGUCGCUCCUGCUCGCCUCAAUGCAAAUCCUCUGAAACAUUCCAGUUUUGUGUUAUUUGUAACGUCCGUAUGUGCUGCAGAGACGAAAAUGUUGAGUGACAUUUUUAAGAGAUAUAUAUAUAUAUUCUAUAUUUUAUUUGUAUUUAAAGGUAGAUAUUCCGAAAAGACAAGCUAACGAGUGCUGUGAUGUUCUACAUGUUUUCAAAAGUACUUACGACUAGUCUGAGAAGAUUCUCACGUCUAAUUAUUAUUACCGUGUUGUGUGGCGACAAAGAUGACAAAAUGUUGAUGAUUAGCUGCGUAGAAAUACUCGAAGCCAACGGCCAUGUUGAUGUAUGAUUAUUUUUUUCUGUGUGCGUUUGUGUUUUGUUGCCAUAUUUGUACCAGCUCGUCGCAGCAGAUUCCAGGGAGGGACAUUUAUUUUUCUACGAUGACGUUUGUUUUAAAAAAAGAAGAAGAAGAAGAAAAACGGGGAGACGGAAAGCUAAAGAAAGAUGGCGGAAGAGAUGGAAACAGAAAGUGGAGGCUGGAAGAGAAAGAAAGUGCAGAGAGGACGGCUGGUCGACUUGAAGAAACGGAGACGUGUUUAGGCCACUGAAUAUUCAUAGCAAUAGGUAGGAGCUGUAACAGCAGCCAUGCUGCAGAGCGAGACGUUUAGCUGAGUUUGAGCAUUUAUCCCCCACAUCUUAACGUUCUUCCAAUCGUGCUGGAUGUUUUGUAAUACCUGCAAAACAAAAAUGGUAUUUGUAUUUAUUACCUGUAUUUUUUCUAUUGUGAAAAUUUAAGUACAUUGUCUAUUUUAUAUAUUAAUUAUAAUAAAUGUUGUACAUAUUGUACAUAAAACA